AGGAACCUUCGGUGAUAUUUCAAGCUAGACCUAGAACUUCGAUCAGUUGUCAACGCGGUCAUAAGCUCGGAAUGAGUCGCCGGUCUUAACAAACUUAUCAAUCUCAAGUUGUAUUUAUAUUCUCAAGCAGAUACUACUUUCUUAUCACAAGAAAUCAAUACUAAUAAUUUCGUGCAAAGAAUCAAGAAUGGCAAUGGUGGGGGAGCUUGUUGCAGGAGCUGUUUUAGGAACACUGUUCGCCGAGCUGUACAAGGGGUUCAAGGAAAUGAGGGGCGAGACUAAGCGCUUUAGAGGCCAUCUAGAUAAUCUCAAUUGCACCCUUGACUCUCUGAAACCUCUGAUCUUCCAGAUAGGAGAGCUGAACGUGAAACUGGAUCUCCCAACUUUGGAAAUCGAAGAUCUCAAAAGAAAGAUGGGGAAGGGCGCAGAGCUGGUAGGCAGACUGAGCCAGAUUCGGAAGAGGGAGUACUUGUUAGUCAAGCGAAGUUAUAGCAACCAGCUUGUUGAACUGGAUCGAUCGCUUAAGAUACUGUUGGAUAGACUCAAGUUUCAGGAAGCAAGGGAUGUGAAGGAGAUCUUACUCCAGAUGAGAAAACAAACGUCUAAACUAGUCGAAAUGGAGGAGCUUCUCAAAAUGCUGGUGGAGAAACUGAAUGUGAGGCAGGAGCCUAGGGAUGCGAAGGUGGCGUUGCUUUCUGCAGUAGAGAGCAGUAAACAACUUGUUGAAUUGGCAGCGUCUACUAAACUACUGCUUGGUAAACCCGCAGUGCAGCGGCAAGCAAGAAAUGUAGAGGAGACCAGGAUUUUGGUGACGAAUACAGAGAUGGCGCUGGAGCGAGUUAAAGAGAAUAGUGUCUUGAAAGGUUUGGCAUCGCUAGUGCAACGGACUGCUGUGGGUACAAUAUUACAAGAGCUGUUUGAUGCGCUAUAUAAGAUGAAGGGAAAAUAUUCCAAGCUAGAGUUUCUAGAACCACUGAUCGAAGAUAUGCAGGCAAAAUAUAACAAUGUCUUGGAUCACCCAAAAGAAGAACUAGAAAAUUUCAAAAUGCUUGUGGAAAAGGCCUUGCGCCUCUUACGUUCCAAGCUUUGUGCAUCGAUCAGCUACAAAAAGCACAAGUACGGCAACCAGCUACUUGCAAUAUUGGAUAAAUCUCUUCAGAAACUGUUGGACAUAUUAAAAGUGCAGGAAUUGAGUAACACCAACGAGACGAGCUUGGUUUCAGUCAGGAAUAUAGAGACAGUAGUACAAAGAUUGUUGGACGUAUAAUACCUAAGAGCAUUUGCAGUGGGGACCCAAAUUUGAGUCCAAAACCAAGAUUUGAGUCCAAAAAUAAAGGAAUGAAGCUGUAGUGGGUCGGAAAAAUUUGGAUCCAUUUCUGCCGGAGACCCAAAUCUUGGCUCAAAUUUGGUCCAAAGGAUGAUCCAAAAAAAUUGGACUCAAAUUUAAUAUGACUCUUCACGUGGGCUUUCUGGUGCAUGGAAGUGUGCAUGCAAGUGGACAUGAGAUCAGAAAUGGUGUGGGACCCAGCACAUGGGCUUUCUUAUGCAUUUUUUUUUUUAUAAAUAUAAAAUUUUGAA
Rosa chinensis is the source of this 1578-nucleotide messenger RNA. RefSeq lists its product as uncharacterized. Gene Ontology annotation, biological process: defense response to fungus. Bases 188 to 1267 code for a protein of 359 amino acids. The record is from RefSeq and is a predicted model, not a curated record. The transcript is spliced from 2 exons. Lineage: Eukaryota; Viridiplantae; Streptophyta; Magnoliopsida; Rosales; Rosaceae.